This is a messenger RNA of Exophiala aquamarina CBS 119918, 573 nucleotides long. RefSeq lists its product as uncharacterized. The coding region runs from base 1 to 573 and encodes 190 amino acids. The transcript has a single exon. The record is from RefSeq and is a predicted model, not a curated record. Lineage: Eukaryota; Fungi; Ascomycota; Eurotiomycetes; Chaetothyriales; Herpotrichiellaceae.
AUGGCUACCGCAAGCAUCCUAAAAUCAGGACUUCCUGAUCCAACAGUCCAUAUUACGACGCAUAACUCGGAUGGCAAAGCCACAUUGUACUCAGCAUCACCAAGCCAGUGGUCAUGGGUUGAUGAGUUCGGCGUUGGGCUCAAUGCAGUUUACACCACCUCGACAUUCCCAGUCUCGAUGAACAAUAACGCCGACAUUGAGUCGCAUGAAGCAACGAUUGCCUCAGCCAAACUUGGCCUGGUGCAGAAGAAUGGAACGGUGUGCCGCAUUGUCGACUAUGCACCGGAGAGCCCGCCGCACAUGCACCGCACUCAGAGCCUAGACUAUGGGGUUGUUCUCUCUGGUGAAAUGGUGAUGGAGCUUGAGGAUGGUAGCGAGACCAAGCUGAAGCCAGGAGAUGUCGUCGUGCAAAGGGGCACAAAUCACUCUUGGCACAAUCCAAGUAAAACAAUGUGGUCAAGAAUGCUCUUUGUCUUGCAGCAUAGCGAGCCAGUGAUUGUGGAUGGAAAAAGGCUGCGGGAAGAGAUUGGCUCGGCGGACAAACACAUCCCUAGGAGCGGAAACGAUGAGUAA